Synchiropus splendidus (mandarinfish) is the source of this 2413-nucleotide messenger RNA. It is a transcript of the gene hal, whose product is annotated as histidine ammonia-lyase. Gene Ontology annotation, cellular component: cytoplasm. Gene Ontology annotation, biological process: L-histidine catabolic process. NCBI's taxonomy places the organism in Eukaryota, Metazoa, Chordata, Actinopteri, Syngnathiformes, Callionymidae. The transcript has 20 exons. The coding region runs from base 47 to 2011 and encodes 654 amino acids. Gene Ontology annotation, molecular function: histidine ammonia-lyase activity. The record is from RefSeq and is a predicted model, not a curated record.
GUGAUGCGGCUCCGCGGUCACUGCUCCGGAGUCCGUUUGACGUGCGAUGCCUCGAUUCACGGUCCACAUUCGAGAUGAGUGGCUGGCUGUGCCCUGCCGGGACACCAGCAACACCAUCCGCUGGCUCGGACAGGAGGCGCUCAAACGAUAUAUGAAGAACAAACCGGACAACGGAGGGAUCGUGGACGUGAAGGAUACGCGGUUUUUGGUGCGCAGGUGUCAGGGGUUGGGCUUGCUGGACACAGACGACACCAUCGACGAUGUCCUGGAGGAUAAUGACUUCGUCGAGCUCGCUAUUGAAGGAGACACCAUGUCUCCUGACUUUAUUCCCUGCCAACCCGGAGUCUCUCACCUAACAGCAGCUUACAGGGAGCCUGGAGAAUUCAUUGCUUUGGAUGGCAACAGCCUGACGUCGACAGAUCUGGUCAACUUGGGCAGAGGACUCUACAAGAUAAAGCUAACGGCAGAGGCAGAGAUGAAGGUUGUGCAAUCCCGAGAGCUUCUGGACACCAUCGUGAAAGAAAACAAAGUUGUUUACGGUAUCACAACAGGUUUUGGCAAAUUUGCACGAACCGUCAUUCCAGUCAGCAAACUCAAGGAGCUGCAGGAGAACCUGGUGCGGUCGCACUCUGCAGGUGUGGGCAACCCGCUGAGUCCAGAGAGAACCCGAAUGCUCCUCGCUCUAAGGAUCAACGUUCUUGCUAAAGGUCACAGUGGAAUUUCUCUGGAGACGCUUUUAGCCAUGAUCCAGGCCUUUAAUGCUUCCUGUCUCUCCUUCGUGCCUGAGAAGGGGACGGUGGGUGCAAGCGGGGAUCUGGCGCCUCUGUCUCACCUCGCACUGGGCUUGAUGGGAGAGGGCAAAAUGUGGUCGCCCAAGAGCGGGUGGGCCGACGCCAAAUACGUCUUGGAGGCCCACGGGCUGAAGCCAAUAACACUGAGGCCCAAAGAGGGUCUAGCACUGAUCAAUGGGACCCAGAUGAUCACAUCACUGGGGGCGGAGGCCGUAGAGCGUGCACAGGCCAUUGCCCGACAAGCGGACAUCAUAGCGGCUCUCACGCUGGAGGUGCUGAAGGGAACCACCAAGGCCUUUGAUAGCGAUAUCCAUACACUGCGUCCACAUCCAGGACAGGUUGAAGUGGCCCAACGCUUCCGCUCGCUCCUAGACUCCGACCAUCAUCCAUCCCAGAUUGCAGAGAGCCAUCGCUUCUGUGACCGAGUCCAGGAUGCCUACACCAUGCGCUGCUGUCCUCAGGUGCAUGGCAUCGCCAACGACACAAUCCGAUUUGUCCAAAACAUCAUCAACACUGAAAUAAAUAGCGCCACUGAUAACCCCAUGGUGUUUGCAGAAAGAGGUGAGACUAUAUCUGGUGGUAAUUUUCAUGGCGAGUACCCUGCAAAGGCCCUAGAUUUUUUGGCCAUUGCUGUUCAUGAACUGGCCUCCAUCAGUGAGCGGAGGAUCGAGCGGUUGUGCAAUCCGUCUCUGAGUGAGCUGCCAGCUUUCCUGGUCAAUGAAGGAGGGCUGAACUCCGGUUUCAUGAUCGCUCACUGCACCGCAGCUGCACUAGUUUCAGAAAACAAAGUUUUGUGUCACCCGUCUUCUGUCGACUCCUUGUCUACGAGUGCUGCUACCGAGGAUCACGUGUCGAUGGGUGGCUGGGCAGCCAGAAAGGCUCUCAGAGUGGUGGAACAUGUAGAGCAAGUUCUAGCUAUCGAGCUGUUGGCAGCCUGUCAGGGUAUCGAGUUCCUCCGUCCCCUUCGUACCACCACUCCAUUAGAGAGGGUCUAUGACCUGGUGCGCAGUGUGGUCAAACCCUGGAUCAAAGACAGAUUCAUGUCUCCCGAUAUCGAGGCAGUGCAUCGUCUCAUCCUGGACCAAAAGGUGUGGAAUGUUGCCCAGCCAUACAUUGACAAGUAUCAGUCAGAGUACAUCCCUGAAUCCAGGCCCAUCUCUCCAACUGCCUUCUCUCUGGACCCACCGGCAUCUCCAAGAAAACGCAUUCGUCACGAGUGACUAGAGGAUGGAUGCACGUGAACAUGUUUGCUCUUGAAGCAGUAGCCUUGUUUCCAGGCUCCUGGUACUUUAUAACUCUGUGUGUGAGCAAGCACAGCUUGUUAGAAUCUUAAAGCCAGCUCAAUUGACAGCGGAUUUCUAUAACGUGGUUGUAAUUCUGGAGAUCACAUGGAUCAUGUGUGUUGUAUUUUAUUCUGUUUUGUUCUAGACAUUAGUGCAAUUGAACAAUGUGUUUAUCAACACGUAAAUGAAUCAUUUAGUUUCUACUGCCUUUUGACUACCUCAUUUAUUGUUCCUUUUUAGCAAGAAGGCCAAAGCAAAAAUAGUGACUGAUCAAAUAUAGAAUUCUGAAACGUAAACAAAAACCUUAGAAAACAAUAAAACAUUUGAAAGUACUUCUUC